Penicillium arizonense is the source of this 1512-nucleotide messenger RNA. RefSeq lists its product as uncharacterized. The transcript has 5 exons. Lineage: Eukaryota; Fungi; Ascomycota; Eurotiomycetes; Eurotiales; Aspergillaceae. Gene Ontology annotation, biological process: transmembrane transport. The record is from RefSeq and is a predicted model, not a curated record. The coding region runs from base 1 to 1512 and encodes 503 amino acids. Gene Ontology annotation, molecular function: transmembrane transporter activity.
AUGUCUCAAGGUUCUUCGUUCAGGCAGGCUACCAACACUGUCGAGACAGAUAUCAUCCCUGGAACGGAGUUGAUGAGAGAGAGUGAAGGCAUCCGUGUGACACACGGAUCCAAUCACAAUAUACAGCUCAUCCCUUGUCCAUCGGAAGGUCCGACUGAUCCCCUGAAUUGGUCAAAGCCAUGGAAGUAUCUGGUGAUAACAACUCAAUUCUUAUUCCUCUUUGUCUCUGUGGAAUCAGCUUUAUCGAUGGGACCAAUGUUCCCCUUAUUUGCAGCCGAGUUCCAGCUCAACGACACCCAACUUAGUCUUUUGACAGGUGCAUGUGUACUAGCUCUCGGAUUUGCCAACUUCAUUAUCGUUCCUUGUUCCAAUAUCUUUGGUCGACGUCUUACGAGUCUUGUCUUCUGUUUCCUAGGCAUUGCUUCGUGUAUAUGGCAAGCUUUGGCUGUGUCUUAUAGCAGCAUGCUGGCUGCACGUGUUGUGAAUGGAAUCGCUACUGCCACUAGUGAAACGCUUCUGGUACAAGUUGUGGCAGAUAUGCUCUUUCUUCAUGAGAGGGGUCUCUGGACUGGGGUCUAUUUAUAUGGCUGGCGAAGUUUCUUCUGGCUCUCCCUAGCUCUCACCUCUUUCAACUUUAUCACGCUCUUGUGCUGCUUCCCAGAGACCAGGUUUCGCAGAGACACGCAAUCCGAAGGUUCUCGGACGGAAAUUGAAGGCCCGGUAACCCACAAUAUCAGAAAUAAAGUAGAAACAGAGCAGCUCGAAAGCAUCGAACAACGCAGCAACGUCCUAGGAACCGGCCGGCCAUCCAAAUCCCAGUUCAAACUUUGGCAAGCCCCAGAACCAACAUGGAAAUCAUUCUUGCUACGAGAUAUCAUCUCACCAUUCCGCCUCUUUAUAUUUCCAAUCAUCCUCUGGGCAGGCCUCAAUGUAGCCGGUCCAGCGAACAUCCUCCUAUUCUGGAAUUUGACCGAAUCCGCCAUCUUAAGUGCACCUCCAUACAACUUCUCCCCAUCGAGCGUGGGAUACUCCAACUUCGCCUUUGUUGUUGGUGGUUUGACUGGCCUUGCUACUGCGGGGCCAUUCUCUGACUGGAUCGCUGUGCGAGCUACAGAGAGGAAUAAUGGUAUACGAGAAGCGGAGAUGCGACUUCCAGCUUUGAUUCCCUAUUUCAUGUUUACUGUUGUUGGUAUUGUGGUCGGCGGACUGGGCUAUGAUCGACUCUGGGACUGGCCUCUUGUUCUAGUCGUUGGUUAUGGCUUCAGUGGACUUUGUGUGACAACCGUUCCUACAAUAGCCAUUGCAUACGCUGUUGAUUGCUACAAACCUAUUUCUGGAGAGAUUAUGGUUGUUGCUACUGUGAUUAAAAAUACUUGUGGGUUUGUAAUGAGUUACUGGGUUAUGCCUCUGGCAGCACGGAGGGGUUUCAUGGUGCCUGCUAUGGUGGAAUUUGCGCUGACGAUUGGGCCAAUGGUUUUGGGACUUCCGAUUUUUUUCUUUGGCAAGCUAUAA